AUGCCUUUCACUGCCUCGGAUAUUUGCAAGAUCAUCUUUGCGAUCAUCUUGCCCCCGCUGGGUGUCUUCCUCGAGCGAGGAUGCGGUGCUGAUUUCCUGAUCAACAUCUGUUUGACAAUCCUGGGUUGGCUUCCUGGUGUCAUUCAUGCCUUUCUUCAGCUCCGACUUGUACGACAUUUGCGACUCGGUACCUGGAGCUUUGCCACGGACACAUGCUACGAUCACCGCGACAGUAAUGCCAACGGGAUCAAGCCCCACGCAAAAGACUGCAACAACGACGACAGCAUCGGUGCCAUCUACCUCCAGCUCCAGCUCGGCCUCAGACACUGUACUGAACAUACAUCGGUAACUACUGAGACUUUCCGAAGUCCGUUGACGGUUUCUACUUCGCAACUUCCCUCCACGACAACGAGUAGCGCUACCAGUAGUGGCCAGUCGGCAUCUGCGAGCGCAUCUGACAGCAGGCUGGAACCUGCUGCUGUGAUUGGAGUUUCGGUUGCUUCUGGAAUAUCUGGAUUCUUCAUUGUUGGUGUCAUUAUAUUCUUCUGUUGUAGAAAGGUAAGGCGUCGGAAACAGGAUGAAAAGGACCACUUUUUCGAAAUCGGAGGAGUCAUGUCAGAGCCUCCGGAUUUCACAUUCCCACCAAGACGGCCAACUGGGCCUCGUCCUAUGCCUGGCACAACAGAUAGGGAUUCCGAAACUUCCAGACUUAUAACCCCGUUUGAACCGAGAGCUCAGACACCUGCAGUUGUUGUUACAAGCCCCGGUAAUCAUCAUAAUGAUAGUCCCAUGGGGAUGUAUAGUGCCGACAGGAUUGGUUUUGCAGUGACUUCUAAUUCCGAAGCUGAGGGAUCAUUGAGCCAGUCGUCUCCAAGAACGAUCUCAGAUUUACUUCCGGAUAAGCCAACGUUGGGACUUUACCCGGAACCAUUAAGGCUAAGUCGUCAGAAACAGCCCAGACCCCACAGCCAUGCGACUCUAUUCGAAGAGGAUAUGACGAGACCACGGAGCGCCUUUGGAGCGCCAUACCAGAAUCUAAAUCAGCCGACUUCGUCAAGCCGAGCUCAAGAUACUUGGCGGUACAACCGGGCCCCUAUGGCUGGAUUGCCUGCGCAUCCUCGUGCGAUGCUCCACGGUUUUGGGGAAGGCCAGGAUGGAAAACUUGCGAUGAGAGGUCCGAACUACCGAAAGAGACCUACCUAUGCGGAAAGCGCAUCAAAGGUUCAGGUCUCCAAUCAAGAAGACACUUAUGAAAGCCUGCUACAAAGCUCUCCGAUCUCGGACGCUGGGGAAUUUGUCGACCGGGACCGGCAGCAUCGCGGUGCGGGACAUGUAAGACUUGUCGGACCGCCCUCGUCGCAGGGUGUUGCAAGUGGUCCGUUCCGUGGCACGGACGUGAACAACAGCAUGUUGUACAACCUUGAUGACAACUUUGAGGACAUCGACAUCAACGGCUCGACUAGCAGAUUGGACCGCGAAUCCCGGCAUUCGGGAAAUCUACGGCCACUCACGCCAGUGCGUGAAAUCAGAACGCCAACGCGAGAAUCUCCUACACCGAACUGGGAGCUUGUCUCGAGUGACCAACCCGGUCUUCCCCGGAUGCCAUUCUCUCGGGCAGUCAGUCCCAGACAAGAAAUUGUCUCUCGCCCGCGGAUUGUACGACGGGACGAUAUCAAACGAGUCCAAAUUCGGCGGAAGCCACAUGCCGGAGGGUUAAGUGCACCAUACUCACCUGAAGACUACUGGCUUGGUCAUGAUCCAGGGCCUGUGUUGGAGACUCAGACACGCAGGCAGUCCACCGAUUCUUUGCGUUCCAUUGCAAGCGUGAGGGGCCACAUGCCGAAGAGGAAGCCGGUGCCGUACGAGCGAAAUGUAACCCCAUCCCGCAGCGGGUCAGAUCUAAUACUGCGCGUGGAUUGA
Aspergillus tubingensis is the source of this 1920-nucleotide messenger RNA. RefSeq lists its product as uncharacterized. Gene Ontology annotation, cellular component: membrane. Lineage: Eukaryota; Fungi; Ascomycota; Eurotiomycetes; Eurotiales; Aspergillaceae. Bases 1 to 1920 code for a protein of 639 amino acids. The transcript is spliced from 4 exons. The record is from RefSeq and is a predicted model, not a curated record.